Molecule: messenger RNA, 2671 nt
Organism: Parathielavia appendiculata
Lineage: Eukaryota; Fungi; Ascomycota; Sordariomycetes; Sordariales; Chaetomiaceae
Exons: 9
Coding region: 1-2247 (748 amino acids)
Biological process (GO): nuclear-transcribed mRNA catabolic process; mRNA splicing, via spliceosome
Molecular function (GO): protein binding; RNA binding
Source: RefSeq, a predicted model, not a curated record
AUGCCCUCUUUCUUUUUACGUUCUUUUGCUGGCGGUUCCUCCACUAAGUUCCAGCCUGCUGCAUCUGCAGUCCCCCAGCUGGCCCAACACCAGCGACAACAACAACGAAUAGAUCGGCGCUGGGACGCAGACUUCUUCAAUAUGCUACCCCUCGGGCUCUUGAACGCGGCGCAAGGCCACCCCAUGCUGGUUGAGCUCAAGAACGGCGAGACGCUCAACGGCCACCUGGUGCUGUGCGAUACAUGGAUGAAUCUGACGCUGCGCGAGGUUGUGCAGACUAGUCCGGAGGGCGAUAAAUUCGUGCGGUUACCCGAAGUUUAUGUGAAAGGGAAUAAUAUCAAGUACCUGCGGGUGCCGGACGAGAUCAUCGACAUUGUCAAGGAACAACAGAGUCAACAAGGGGGCUACCGCGGCGGGCGUGGCGGGCAAGGGAGAGGCGAUCACGGCGGUCGGGGUGGCGACAGGGGGCGCGGCGGGAGAGUCGCAGAUACCGGCCUAGCCUGUCGUCGCCGUGGAACCGGGUUAGCGCCGAAGCGCCAGCGCAUCCGCCUCGCACACAUCAACAAGCCCGCAAUCGACCUGUCCCCGCCUGGGAGGCUAUACUCAGAAUGGGCGAUACCACAACCGCAAAACCCGACAGCGGAUGAACUGCCAAAUCCCAUCCAGCCACAACCUAACCUGAAACUGGAUCCCGUCGAGGUUACACGGCUCAGCGCCAGUAGCAACUCAGACUCAGCCUCUCCGACGUCCAUCGAAAUAGCGACACGUACCGCGGGGACGAAGGCCUUACUCCGCUCCCCGCUCGAGUUUCCGCCUCAAACGGUCGACGUCCCGACGAACGGUAUAUACGAUGCAUUGAUUUAUGCUCAGCACCUUUAUGGCCAGGGCCGCAAGAUACGCCGCCUCGUCAGGUACCUGGUAGAGGAACGUGGCGAGCGGCCCAAUCUGGUGUUGUACUGGUCGCUGGUUUCGGCCAACCGCGAGACGACGACUGGCUCGGCCGCCGAGCUGGCGGCCAUUCUCAAGGAAAUGAGGUCGCUGGGCAUUGAGCCGCCUUCCAACUUCUAUAAAGCUGCGCUGCGGGUGCUUGCGGUCCAUCCGGAUUAUCUCACAAGGAACACCAUUAUGCAGAAGAUAAAGGCACAGGACUUGGACCUCAUGGCUUCAGCCAGGCAUAGCGUCUCCUUGGGUCUUUUGCGUGACGGCCAGAACGAGAUGGCGUUGGAUUACUGGGACCAGAUGCGCCAGGACGGCAUCGAAAUACCCGAAUGGCUGUCUGACAUUUUUAUCUGCGUGAUGGUGUUACGCGGGUUUCUGGACGAAGCAGUCCAGCUGCUUUACCAAAGACUCGAGAUGGUGGGGGGCGAUGCCAGCAGGGUGCCUCGUGUCCUGUGGUCUUACCUCCUGGACGAAUGCAGCAGGAACCUGCACUGCAACGGGACGAGCUUCAUAUGGGACAAGAUGGUUCGCCAAGGAAGGCUCAACCCGCCAGACGGCGUCGCGGUCAACGUGCUCCACACCGCUGCUCGCCACGGCGACACGACCCUGGCGACGGCCGUCCUCGAGCUUCUCUCGGGACGCGGGGUCAAGCUAGGUCUCUUGCACUACGAGCCGCUAAUCGAAACGUACGUGCAAGCUGGCGACUUGGAGAACGCAUUCCGGGCGCUCCACAUCAUACGAGACGCGGGGAUCCGUGUGGACUCACGCAACACGCGGCCCAUCUUCCUGCUGCUGAAGCGGUCUCCCGAGCUCGUGGACAAGGCCGUCGGCUUCCUCCGCGGCAUGGGCAAAGAAGGGUACCUCCCCGUGCGCGCCAUCGAUGUGCUGUUAGAGGCCGUCCUGCAGACGCGCGGCUUCGAACAGGCGCUUGACAUGUACCGGCAGGUCUGCGACCUCUGCGAGUCCGGACCGGACAAGCGCACGUUUGGCCUCUUGCUCGAUGCGUGCGGAAAGGCCGAGCACGCCGUGUUCCUCGUGUCGGAGAUGGACCGCUUCUCAGUCCGGCCGUCGAGCGGAAUCCUCGAUAACCUGGUGCGCUGCUUCGCACACGACGGCAGCCUCGACGUGGCGCUGGUGUAUUUGAGUGAGAUGGACUCGGCCAGCGACCGCGCCCUGGAGGCGGUCGUACGCCGCUGUUGCCGGGACAGAGAUCCCAGGGUGUGGGCGGUUAUGGGGGAGGUUCGGAAGAGAGGACUCAAGCUUGGGGAAGAUGUGAGAGAGAUAUUGAGCGAAAUCCCAAGGGCCUGAGGUCGGCCAGGGCCUGUCUCGUCCAGGGUGUGUAACAAUAAUGACUGUAUAUAUGUAUUGUACACUAUUGUACAAUGUCCGCGAGCAGUCCGGGCGACAUACGGAGUUUGUAAUACAAAGAUUCAAGCUCCUCGAAACGACGGCUGCUCAGAGAUUGGCGAGACGGGAUUGGGAAUUUUGGGAAGCUGGUUGAAUGCACUUACACGAUUGAUACCCUCAAGCUGUGACUGGAUCAAUGGUUUGUAAUCCGGCGGCCUUGAGACCCCGACCCCGACUACCGACAGGCACCGAGACUGGUGCGUCAUCGUCGACGCACCUUGGCUAGCUGCCAGUUGCCAUUGGACAACCGGAAAGUGGUUAUCAACCAUGCAGGAUGCGGUGUCAAGAGUCUCAUCCUGUCGUUUAUGAAUUCGAGAUGCAGCGC